GUUUAUGUUCGUGUUGUACUAAGCGACAAUAGUUCCCAAAAGUCUUUGAAUUCUUCCUUCAACUUCAAAAGUAUCCAAUGUCUGCUGUAAAGAUAUUCUCCAAAAAGUUCCAGUUUAUAAAUGAUGAACCGAAAGAAACUUUGAGCAUUGUUAUUCCAGAGUUGAUGGAUCCAAAUUAUGGUUUCUAUGUGUGGCCUUGUGCAGUUGUACUAGCACAGUAUAUCUGGUAUUUCCAAGAUCAGGUUGAAGGCAGAAGGAUAUUGGAGUUGAGUGCUGGGACUGCUUUGCCAGGAAUUGUUGCAGCCAAAUGCAAGGCAGAAUCCGUGGUUCUCAGUGAUAGUUUUUUAUUACCUGACAGUCUGCGACAUUGUAAGAAUUGCUGUGCUGCCAAUGAGCUGCCAGAUUUACCUGUUAUUGGUAUUACAUGGGGGCUUUUUUCACCUGACUUAAUAAAUCUUGCACCAGUUGAUAUCAUUCUUGGUUCUGACUGUUUUUAUAACCUGAAAGACUUUGAAGACAUUAUAGUAACUGUAUCAUUUAUUUUGGAGAAGAACAUUGAAUGCCAGUUUUGGUGCACUUAUCAAGAAAGAAGCUCAGACCAAUCUAUAGAACCUCUACUAAAACACUGGAAUCUGAAUUGUUGUCAAGUAUCUCUGGCUGAAUUCCAAGCUGAUGGUCCAGACAUUGCCAAUUCGGGCCUCCCAGGAAAUCAUACCAUUCAAAUGCUGAAGAUAUUUAAGAGAAAGCCUAAGAUUGGAUGAAGCUGCUUCCUCCAUACCCACUUCUGCAAAUGGUGACAUUUGUUGGCAUUUUCCAGCCAACAAACUGUCUGCAAGUUUUACUUGAAAGACAGACAAGGGUUAGCAACAAGAACAUCUAGCCAUAAAAAUCCUAUCCUUUUCUUCAUCAUCUAACCCAUGCUGGCAUGGAAAAAGAUGUUAAACCAACAAAUGAAUGAAUAUGACCAGGAUCUUGGAUUAACACAAUAUGUAUCAGGCUAUGGCGUUAGUGAAAAAGAGACAUUUAGGUAGGUAAGUACUAUGAAUACACUUGCUACAAUGGGGAAGUCUUGGAUUUGUAGAACAAAGAUAAUCAUUAAAUUAAUAAUGGAUAUGUUUGAAAUGAGGGGGGGAAAAAAAAAAGUGUCUAUCACCUGUCCAUUUCUUUCAAAUCCAAAGUGGCAGAAGAAUAACCAUUCAACUGUAAAAUGGCUUAAGUCCAACAGGUUGUCAGCAUUCAACCAUGAACAGGAUUAAGUGCCUGAAUCUUCUGCUUAACCAAUGGUAGUGACUAAUGUUGGAAUGUGCCUCAAAUAACAAUACAAGAGACUUCAGGAAUCAAUAAAGAAGCCUCUACAUAGUCACUGACCAGAUAGAUAUAGCUGCCAUAUCUCCCUCAUACCAUCUUGAAAGAAAGGAAGGAUAACAUAGUUUUGUGGAGGGUGGAAAUGAGGUCAUAGCUGGAGCACUUUUAAGGUUAAAAAAAAAAACUGAAAUAAUGAAAAUUGUUUGAAUUCAGCACAAACAUUUCUCAAUUAUACAAGCCCCACCUCCAAUUCCUUCCAUUAUUGUAGAUACCCAAUUUAGUAGAGUGCCUUAUCAACCAAGAGAUUGUUGACAACAGAUUAUGUACUGUCAGUGUGUUCAAUUUAUGAACAAGAUUGAACUUAUGGAAUUUAAUCUUGUUACUGUAAGGAGUGGGAACACUAUAAAAUUAAAGAGGAAUUUAUUGGUUUGUAGUGUUGAAUUCAAUUCCUUUCAUAAAAGUUACCUGGAAAGUAGACUGGUAUUCCAUCCUGGAGAUGCCUCCCAGCUCUGUGUACAAAAGAGGGCAGAUCCUUUAUACAUGGCUGCAUUUUUUUUUUUUUACUAGGGUACUUAUUAAUGACUAAAUAUGAAUCAAACCACCAUAUGUUUGGUGUUGUUACCAAACUGAGCAGUGCCGCUUCUAGACAUGGUUCAUGUAAUGUAACUUGGUCUUGUGAUAGACAUGUGUAACUGACUGCAUUAAAUGUCAAUGACGCUAGAUUUUUUUUUCUUGUCUACUACCAUACAGUAAAUAUGCCGUGAGGUUUCAUUGCAUUGGUAUGGCAGAACGUUUGCAAUCAGCAAGUGCUUAAGGAAUUAUGAGUAAUUAAAGAACAAAAAAAAGCAACACGUUUUACCUUGUUUUUAAUAUUUAUUAAAUUCUGGAUAAAAUUUCGAACUUUGUAUUUUUCUUCAGAAAAUUGAAGUUUUUCUAGUAAGGCAAUAAUUAGAACAAUCCAUUCAAGGCAGUCAUUUGUUUCUCUCCCACUCACCUAAUAAACAAAACAGUUAAAUAACAAAUAUAUCUAUA
Molecule: messenger RNA, 2337 nt
Organism: Octopus bimaculoides (California two-spot octopus)
Lineage: Eukaryota; Metazoa; Mollusca; Cephalopoda; Octopoda; Octopodidae
Product: histone-arginine methyltransferase METTL23
Cellular component (GO): cytoplasm; nucleus
Source: RefSeq, a predicted model, not a curated record